AACUAAUGAAAGCCCCUAAGCCCAAGCCCAAUAGUAGAAGCGACAUAAAAAACCGUAUAUAUCAACAAAUCUCUCUCCAUAAACCCUAAUUUUCUCACAAGGCCACACUCUUCGAUCUCACACUGGUUGCUAACAAGUAUCGAAGAUGAGUAAGCUUCAAAGCGACGCUGUGAGAGAGGCUAUCACAAGUAUUGUGGGUGCUUGCAAGGAGAAAAACCGGAAUUUUGUGGAGACUAUUGAGCUCCAAAUUGGGUUGAAGAACUAUGAUCCUCAAAAGGACAAGCGUUUCAGCGGCAGCGUUAAGCUUCCGCAUAUCCCUCGUCCUAAGAUGAAGAUUUGUAUGCUUGGAGAUGCCCAGCAUGUUGAGGAGGCUGAGAAAAUAGGACUGGACUCGAUGGAUGUUGAAGCUUUGAAGAAGCUCAACAAAAAUAAGAAACUAGUGAAGAAAUUGGCUAAGAAGUACCAUUCCUUUUUAGCUUCUGAAGCUGUUAUCAAGCAGAUUCCGCGUCUUUUGGGACCUGGACUCAACAAGGCAGGAAAGUUCCCUACCCUUGUUUCCCAUCAAGAAUCUCUUGAGGCUAAGGUUAAUGAGACCAAGGCUAUGGUCAAAUUCCAGCUUAAGAAAGUGUUGUGCAUGGGAGUAGCUGUUGGCAAUGUCAGUAUGGAUGAAAAGCAAAUCUUCCAGAAUGUGCAACUGAGUGUUAACUUCCUCGUGUCCUUAUUGAAAAAGAACUGGCAAAAUGUCAGGUGCUUGUAUCUGAAGAGUUCGAUGGGCAAAUCACACCGUGUCUUUUAAACAAUUGUUUUUAAAUUCAAUGUAUUUGAAAUUGCGCUUAAUAUUUUGGUUUACUGUAAUAGUUGAGACAGGAGUUUUUGAUCUUUCUACAAUUUUGUUUGAUGAGAUUUUGUUAGUA
Trifolium pratense (red clover) is the source of this 914-nucleotide messenger RNA. RefSeq names its product 60S ribosomal protein L10a-2. Bases 146 to 796 code for a protein of 216 amino acids. Lineage: Eukaryota; Viridiplantae; Streptophyta; Magnoliopsida; Fabales; Fabaceae. The transcript has 6 exons. Gene Ontology annotation, cellular component: large ribosomal subunit. Gene Ontology annotation, molecular function: RNA binding; structural constituent of ribosome. Gene Ontology annotation, biological process: translation. The record is from RefSeq and is a predicted model, not a curated record.